GACAAACAACUUACUAAUUACUCGUUUGCCGCCUAUCGCCAACUAAAUUAUAGAUUUAGCAUAUCAUCGCAAUAAAAUUAAUAGGUAUUUCAUCGAUACUAGUGAAUAUUGAAGAGGUGAAAGGUCGAUUUUACAGAUUAAAGAAAAGCGAUUGAUAGCAGCACAAUGAUGAAGGAGGCAUUUGUUAAUAUUUGCCAUAUACCAACACACAUCAUAACAUGGGGCGGCUGGAUCGAGGAAUCUAUGGACGAUGUAAAAGAAGUGGCAAUUUGCAUAACUGGGAAUCCAGGAUUACCGGGUUUUUAUACAGAAUUUUGUGGAGAAUUGCACAAAAGAUUAGAUGAGAAAAUGCCAGUCUGGGUGAUUGGGCAUUUGGGUCACGAUGAUCCUCCAGAAUCCAGCUUAAGAGAAGUGCCACAGUUGAAGGGAAACGAAGAAAUCUUCGAUUUACAGGGACAAAUACGUCACAAAAUUGAAUUCAUUGAAAAGUAUGUACCCGCCGGUGUAAAAAUACAUUUAAUGGGUCACUCAAUUGGUGCCUGGAUGAUUUUACAAAUGCUACAAAAUGAAAACGUGCGUAAACGCGUAAAAAAAUGUUAUCUCCUGUUUCCCACCGUUGAACGUAUGAUUGAAUCCUCCAACGGUUGGGUAUUCACUAAAAUUGGCUUGCCAUUAUAUUCCGUGUUCGGUUUCCUCAUCACACUAUUCAAUCGCUUGCCAGAAUUGCUAAGAAUAUUCCUAAUACAAAUCUACUUUUGGUUUUCCGCCAUACCCAACUAUUUUAUUGGUACCGCUUUAAAGUACACCAAAGCGUCUGUUUGUGAAAAGGUUGUUUUUCUGGCCGAAGACGAAAUGGCUCGUGUACGUGGCUUGCAAAAGGAUAUAGUGAGAGCGUACUUGGAUCUGUUAAAGUUCUAUUAUGGUACAACAGACGGCUGGGUACCGGUUAAGUACUUUACCCAAAUCAAGGAACAAUUUCCCGAAAUUGAUGCCGAAUUGGAUACAAAGAAAAUUGAUCAUGCCUUUGUUCUUCGCCACUCUAAGCCCAUGGGUGCCAUUGUGGGCGAUAUGAUUAUAGAAAAUUCUGACAUUUUGGGCUCUAAGAAGUCUCUUUAAUCAGACGCUUGAUCUCGUUUUAUAUUUUAAUUUGUAUGUAGAAUUACAAAAUCAUACUUAUAAACAGCAUUUAAAUAGCGAAUAUAAAAAAUAAAAAGAA
Calliphora vicina (urban bluebottle blowfly) is the source of this 1216-nucleotide messenger RNA. RefSeq names its product sturkopf (gene sturkopf). Gene Ontology annotation, biological process: lipid storage. Gene Ontology annotation, cellular component: lipid droplet. NCBI's taxonomy places the organism in Eukaryota, Metazoa, Arthropoda, Insecta, Diptera, Calliphoridae. Gene Ontology annotation, molecular function: lipase activity. The record is from RefSeq and is a predicted model, not a curated record. Bases 166 to 1116 code for a protein of 316 amino acids. The transcript has 2 exons.